AUGCUCAGUAUGGAAGACAUCAUCUUCAUGAUCGUAAUAACUGGAGAAUUCAUAAUAGGAAUGUUGGGGAAUGCAUGCAUUGGACUAGUAAACUCUAUUGACUGGAUUAAGAAGAAAAAGAUCUCCUCAAUUGACUAUAUCCUCACCAGUCUAGCCAAAAUUGGUUUGCUCUGUAUAAUGAUACUAAAUGGCACCAAAAUCGUAUUCUGCCCAGAUUUUUAUAAAAAGGAUAAGCUACAAGCAGUCAUUAAUAUCUUCUGGAUACUCACCAACUACUUAAGUAUGUGGUUCACCACCUGCCUUAAUGUCUUCUAUUUACUCAAGAUAGCCAAUUUCUCCCACCCACUUUUUCUCUGGCUAAAGAGGAGAAUUGACAGAGUGAUUCACUGGAUUCUGCUGGGUUGUUUGGCUCUUUCUUCCUUAAUCAGCCUUAUACUAGCAAUGACACCAAAUUAUGAUUGUGAGUUUUGUAACAUUGCAAAACAUAAAGGAAACUGAACUGAAAUGCUCUCUGUAAGUAAAAGUCAAUACUUCAAGCCAUUGACUCUCUUUAACUUGUUGGCAAUUGUCCCAUGUACUGUGUCAUUGGUCUCAUUUUUCCUUUUAAUUAUGUCCCUAUGGAGACAUAUCAAGCAAAUGAAACUCAACGUUAUAGGCUGUGGAGACCUCAGCACAGAGGCGGGAGCCAUGAAAACUGUGACUUCAUUUCUUUUCCUCCUUUUUGUGUACUAUGGGGCUUCUCUUUUGGUAACUUUUAGCUACCUUAUGAAAGAAAGCAAGUUAGCUGUGAUGUUUGAAGAAAUUAUAGCAACACUCUAUCCUUCUGGUCAUUCACUUAUUUUGGUUAUUGGAAAUAACAAGCUGAGGCAGGCAUUUAUCAGGAUGCUGAGAUACGGAAGAACAGUCUGCAUGAUGUAA
This is a messenger RNA of Canis lupus familiaris (dog), 918 nucleotides long. It is a transcript of the gene TAS2R8, whose product is annotated as taste 2 receptor member 8. Gene Ontology annotation, molecular function: bitter taste receptor activity; G protein-coupled receptor activity. The record is from RefSeq and is a predicted model, not a curated record. Gene Ontology annotation, cellular component: membrane. Gene Ontology annotation, biological process: G protein-coupled receptor signaling pathway; sensory perception of taste; detection of chemical stimulus involved in sensory perception of bitter taste. NCBI's taxonomy places the organism in Eukaryota, Metazoa, Chordata, Mammalia, Carnivora, Canidae.